CAGCAGGGAAGCUGGACACUUAAUGACUGGUACACACGAUAUUAAGAUAACAACCACUUGUCAGGUCUACUGUUAGAGGUGGUUGGCAAUGGACUCCAACAGUGAGACCAAGAGCAUGACCUCUGACCCCUCUGAGACCCAGAAACUGGAGCCACACAGAGGCACAGGCAGCAGCUGGCUGGUGCUGGUAGCAGCCGGAGCGGCCUCCCUAAGCGGCCUGAUGCUGGGCUAUGAAAUGGGCAUUACCUCUGGAGUCCUGCUGCAGCUGCGGGGCGUGCUCUCCCUCUCCUGCCGACAACAAGAACUGCUGGUCAGCUCCCACCUGCUCGGCGCUCUCCUCAUCUGCCUGGCCGGAGGUCCUAUAUUGGAUCGCUACGGCCGCCGCUGCUCUUUGCUCCUGAGCGCAGUCCUGGUGGUCGGAGGGAGCGUCGUGCUCAUCGCAUCCUCAUCACUCGUCUCCCUCACAAUCGGCCGGGUGGUAGUCGGCAUGGGAACGGCGCUCUCAGGGACAGGAGCGUGUCUGUACAUUGCGGAGAUCUCCCCGAGGGAGAGGCGGGGUUUGCUGGUGACGCUGUACGAGUUGAUGUUGGUCGUGGGUGUCAUGCUGGGGUUCAGCUGUAGUUACGCCUUUGCUACUCUGCCCGAUGGCUGGGCAUACACAUUUGGACUAGUAAUCCCCCCAGCUCUACUGCAGAUCAGUGUACUUGUGUUCCUCCCACCGAGCCCACGCUUCCUGGUUACCCAGGGUAAAGUGGAGCAGGCCAGGAUAGUGCUGGCCAGAUUGAGAGGUGGGGUUCAGGAGAGUGUGGAAAAGGAGCUCAUAGACAUCAGGACAGGACUUAAAGAGGAAUCAGAGCAUAGAUUCUUGGAGUUGUUCAGUACCAAGGCCAACUUGCGUUCACGGCUGCUCACAGGUGUGACCUUAGUCUUCCUUCAGCAGGCCACUGGUCAGCCCAAUAUCCUCUCCUACGCGUCACCCCUCCUCCGCAGCGUAGGCUUCAACAGUGACUCCGCGGCGACCUUGGCCUCCACAGGGUUCGGAGUGGUCAAAGUAGUCGGCACCAUCCCCGCCGUGUUGCUGGUCGACAGCGUGGGACCCAAGAGCUUUCUGUGUGGGGGUGCUGUCGCGAUGGGAAUGUCGCUGGUUGCACUCGGCGCAUUGACACUGCAAAGCCACACUAACCUCACCAGCCUGUGUAAAAGUCACACUAUAUCAAACCACACGCAUACGCCGUGGGAUUUAAACGGAACCUCUAUAGACCUGGAAAACAGUGACCUUUUUUCAACUGACCUCCCCUACCAGUGGAAUGGCGAGGAGUCAGAGCGGACUAACAGAGAAGAGGAUGGGAUCAGGGAGUCAGGAGGAGGAAGGCCGUAUGUAAAGGCUUCUUCCUUAAUGAAGUGGGCGUCACUGAUCAGCUUGCUGGUGUAUGUGGCAGCCUUCUCCAUUAGCCUCGGGCCAAUGGUGUAUGUGGUUAUCAGUGAGAUUUUUCCAAUGGGAGUCAGAGGCAGGGCUGUAUCCGUGGUGUCGGCUGUGAACUGGGCCACUAACCUUCUCAUCUCCAUGACCUUCCUCACAUUUACAGAAAAGAUUGGCGUGGCCAAUGUGAUGUUUCUCUACGCCGCCAUGAGCUUCGUUCUACUGGUGUUCGUCAUCUUCUGUGUCCCUGAGACCAAAGGACGCACGCUAGAGGAGAUAUCCAAAGAGCUGGCUAAGAAGUAAAUGGCAGCUUACACGUGAUCUUAAUGUUGUCAGUGUUUCUAUUUUACUGAUUUGUGAAGUGGAUCGCUUCAGCAGAGCCUGAUCAGCAGCAGUACGUCCACAGAAAUUCCAGAUAAGUCAGACUUUUUAAAAGGACCACAACUAAACACCUCACCUGAAGGAGAGUGGAGAGCAAAAGGCGAAGGAGGACACUACAUUACAUUACAGUCAUCCACACCGAUGGCAAGCCUUCGGGAGCAACUUGGGGUUAAGUGUCUUGCCCAAGGACACAUCGACUGCCGAAGCCGGGUAUCGAACCACCGACCCUCUGAUUGGAGAACUACCUUGCUCUCCACUACGCCACAGCCGCCCCUGUACUAACACUGUUACGACUUUGGGGUACGACUCAUACAUCUCACCCACAUCUGUACAUCCCUGGAUUUCCAGCUCGAUACAUACAGCAUGUAGUAAGAAGGAACUAUAAGGACGUCUUUGUCAUAUAGUCCCUUCUUGCUACAUGCUGUAUGUACGUAAAGGAAGAAAUCAACAGGACGGGGUGGUGGAAAAUUGCAUACAUAGGAAAUAAUUAAAUAAUGGAGAAGUAUAUGUGAAUUUGCUUAAAUGAGGAUAUCUCAGGGUUCACUCUUGCUUGUUAAAAGGCAGAAAUAAAGGUCACAAUGGCAUUUUAUUAUAUAUUUAUAUAAUGAAAUAUAUUGUAUAAUAAUAGUUAUUUAGUCCCCUUCUUUCUUGAUGUUCCGAUAUUGCAUAAAAGGGCAUUUUACCUCAACACUAGGAUAGAAUUGACGCCCAACCAGCCAGCAAAUCUGAUGAAGCCCCUCGAACGAGCGCUCACACUAUACUACUACAGCCUUUUAGUUUUUUUCCAUUUUGACAUGACACUGCGAUGUCAGACAUUAAUUACACUUUCCACUUCCUUACAUCGGACGCCCUUGAUCAGAUCACACCCAUCUCCACUACGCUUAUCACUUCAAAUGUCUGUGUGUGUAACAAACCAGUCAUGCUGCUGAACACACUGUUUACAUCUGUCUACCACAAUCUACAUGGUGACAGAUAUAUGGAUAAAAGCCACAGGUCACUCUUCCUUUACAUUUUAUGGGAACAAGCAAUCAAGACAAUUAGAAUGAUUCAACACAACAAACAAUAACUCAAGCAAAGAAAUAACAAACCUAACAGAUCUAAUAUUAAUAUUGGGUGGAUUUUAUAACCAGAGCUGGAGUGUAAAAAGAAAAGAGUGAUGUUUUUUAUUUUAUUUUUGUCAAUUUGUUUGUGUUACUUGCCAAGAUUAUACAUAGGUGAUUAACAAGAGGGACUUACUUUACUGAAAGAAUGAGUGACUUCUGUGUGGACCUGUUCACAAUUAAAAUUGCACAUUUUAAAAUCUGUACUUUGAUACCUUUUUUUCCACGUUGUAAUAUG
This is a messenger RNA of Anoplopoma fimbria (sablefish), 3139 nucleotides long. It is a transcript of the gene slc2a12, whose product is annotated as solute carrier family 2 member 12. Gene Ontology annotation, molecular function: transmembrane transporter activity. Gene Ontology annotation, cellular component: membrane. Lineage: Eukaryota; Metazoa; Chordata; Actinopteri; Perciformes; Anoplopomatidae. The transcript has 5 exons. Bases 89 to 1723 code for a protein of 544 amino acids. Gene Ontology annotation, biological process: transmembrane transport. The record is from RefSeq and is a predicted model, not a curated record.